AUGUCAAGAGAAUUGAUGAGAGUUAUUAGGGCAAUCGGUCGAAGGAAAAUAUUCGAAUGGUUUAUCAACGUUAGGACAUUGUUUAUAAAAGAGGUUGGGACUAGCGUCAAUAAGCAAAAAGCAUUUGAAUUAUAUCAAAAGGCGGUCAAAUUUAGGAAUCAAGUUAAUCUCGCCAUUAUAUAUAUAAGAAAGGAUAUGGAAUUGAUAAAGUUUGUCAUUAUAAACGAUGUUGAUAAAGAUAUAUAUAGAGCAAUUUAUUGGUAUAAAAACCACCGAACAGGGCAAUAUAGCCUUAUUCGUAUGUUUAGAAACGGAGGUGAUUGGUACAGAAAAUCCGAUGAAGAAUAUCACCAAACUCAAUACAAACUCGCUCAAAUGAAUGGGGAUGGUAUAAAAAGUCUGUCGAACAAUGCUCAAUAUAAUCUUGUUGAAAAUCAGGAUGCUAAAUAUAAACUUGCCGACGAAACUGAUGGGAUCAAGGACAUUCAAAUGGAUUGA
Funneliformis caledonium is the source of this 498-nucleotide messenger RNA. The record is from the annotation of a GenBank genome assembly. NCBI's taxonomy places the organism in Eukaryota, Fungi, Glomeromycota, Glomeromycetes, Glomerales, Glomeraceae.